Messenger RNA from Anastrepha obliqua, 2757 nucleotides. RefSeq names its product neural-cadherin-like. Gene Ontology annotation, cellular component: cell-cell junction; plasma membrane. The coding region runs from base 16 to 2757 and encodes 913 amino acids. Gene Ontology annotation, molecular function: calcium ion binding. The record is from RefSeq and is a predicted model, not a curated record. Lineage: Eukaryota; Metazoa; Arthropoda; Insecta; Diptera; Tephritidae. Gene Ontology annotation, biological process: homophilic cell-cell adhesion. The transcript has 10 exons.
AAUCGCCCACUGCCCAUGCAAGCCGUAGUCCAACUAAAUGCUCCGCCCAAUACACCCGUGUUUACAUUGCAAGCACGUGAUCCCGACACCGAUCACAAUAUUCACUAUUUCAUAGUGAGAGAUCGAACAGGUGGUCGCUUCGAGGUGGACGAACGUUCUGGCGUGGUACGCACACGUGGCACCGAUCUUUUCCAAUUGGACAUGGAAUAUGUUUUAUAUGUCAAAGCAGAGGAUCAAAAUGGCAAAGUAGAUGAUCGUCGCUUCCAGAGCACACCCGAAGAGCGUCUAUCGAUUGUGGGUGGCAAGCGUGCACCACAAUUCUAUAUGCCCAGCUAUGAGGCGGAGAUACCGGAGAACCAGAAAAAGGAUUCAGACAUCAUCUCGGUGAAGGCGAAAUCUUUUGCAGAUCGUGAGAUACGCUACACGUUGAAGGCACAAGGACAAGGCGCUGGUACAUUCAAUAUUGGUCCAUCGUCGGGCAUCGUUAAGUUGGCGAAAGAAUUGGAUUUCGAAGAUUUACGACAGCCGCACGUCUACUCGCUGAUAGUUACUGCCACCGAAGAUUCGGGUGGUUUCUCCACAUCCGUUGAGCUAACCAUACGCGUCACCGACGUCAACGACAAUGCACCGAAAUUCGAGCUACCUGAUUAUCAAGCACAUAAUGUGGAUGAAGACAUUCCUCUCGGUACGAGCAUACUACGCGUCAAAGCAAUGGAUUCUGAUUCGGGUGCAAAUGCUGAAAUAGAAUAUCUCGUCUCGGAUGAUCACUUUGCGGUGGACUCGAAUGGCAUUAUUGUCAAUAAUAAACAACUGGAUGCCGAUAACAACAAUGCCUACUAUGAAUUCAUUGUCACAGCGAAAGAUAAAGGCGAACCUUCCAAAUCUGGCACUGCCACUGUACGCGUCUAUACGAAAAACAAGAACGAUGAGGAGCCAAAAUUUUCACAACAGGUCUAUACACCGAAUGUGGAUGAGAAUGCCGGACCGAAUACGCUCGUCACAACUGUUGUGGCCUCCGAUAAAGAUGGUGACAAUGUACGUUUUGGUUUUGUCGGUGGUGGCACCUCUUCUGGGCAAUUCGUUAUCGAGGAUAUAACUGGUGUGAUACGCUUACAUAAUAAAGCUAUUUCACUGGAUCGUGACAAGUAUGAAUUGAAUGUGACAGCAAUGGAUGAUGGUUCGUGUUGUGCUAAUGGUGAUCACACCAUACACACCUCCACCGCUGUCGUUGUGGUCUUCAUCACCGAUGUAAAUGACAACAAGCCGGUAUUUAAGGAUUGCGGCACUUACUAUCCAAAAGUGGAAGAGGGUGCACCCAACGGGAGUCCGGUGAUAAAAGUGGUCGCCACUGAUGAGGAUAAAGGCGUCAAUGGACAGGUCAAAUACUCAAUCGUCCAACAGCCAAAUCAGAAGGGCACCAAAUUCACCGUAGACGAAGAGACAGGCGAAGUGUCCACCAACAAAGUGUUCGAUCGUGAAGGUGACGAUGGCAAAUUCGUUUCGGUUACCGUCAAAGCGACAGAUCAGGGUGAACCCAGCUUAGAGGGCGUCUGCUCGUUUACAGUCGAGAUUACAGAUGUUAACGAUAAUCCACCACUAUUUGAUCGACAGAAAUAUGUUGAAAACGUGAAACAAGAUGCCAGCAUCGGCACAAACAUAUUGCGCGUCUCCGCCUCCGAUGAGGAUGCCGACAAUAAUGGUGCCAUAGUGUACAGCUUGAGUGCACCCUUCAAUCCCAACGAUUUGGAGUAUUUCGACAUACAGGCCGAGUCGGGUUGGAUUGUGUUGAAGAAGCCGCUUGACCGCGACCGUUAUCGUUUGCGGGUGCGCGCCUCGGAUCGUGGUGAGCCACCUUCCUAUGCCGAUGUCGAUGUUGAAUUAGAUGUAGUCGACCGCAAUAAUAAGCCGCCAAUAUGGGAUAAGAGCAUUUACGGUCCAAUACAUAUACGCGAAAAUGUCACUGUGGGUACGGUUGUAACAUCGGUGAAGGCAAGGUUUCGCGAAACAUAUAAAUUAGAGGCAAUGGCGCAGGACAAAGGCUAUCCGCCGCUGUCGCGUACCGUCGAGGUGCAAAUCGAUGUGGUCGAUCGCGCCAAUAACCCGCCCGUAUGGGACAAUACGGUGUAUGGGCCGAUUUAUGUAAAGGAAAAUAUGCCAGUUGGCGGGAAAGUCGUCUCGAUCAAAGCCAGUUCGGGUAUUGAGGGCAAUCCGACUGUGUUUUAUCGUCUAAUGCCUGGGUCCACUGCACAAACGAAUAAGUUUCACACAUUUUACUUGCAACAAAGACCGGAUAAUGGGGAUACGUGGGCUGAUAUAAAGGUGAAUCAUCCGCUGGACUACGAGAGUAUAAAGGAAUAUAAUCUAACAAUACGUGUGGAGAACAAUGGCGCCCAACAAUUGGCUUCCGAGGCGACCGUCUACAUUAUGCUCGAGGAUGUUAACGAUGAGAUACCAUUGUUUACCGAACGUGAACAGGAGACUGUGCUGGAAGGUGAACCCAUUGGCACCAAAGUGACGCAAGUGAAUGCCAUCGACAAGGAUGGCACAUUUCCAAACAAUCAGGUCUACUACUACAUCGUCGAUUCGCCACGCAACGAGGGCAAAGAAUUCUUCGAAAUUAAUUUGCAAAGUGGUGAAAUCUUUACCAAAACCGUUUUCGAUAGAGAGAAGAAAGGCGCUUAUGCACUGGAAGUGGAGGCGCGUGAUGGUGCGCCAUCAGCACGGCCCAACAGUAAUGGACAACCCAAUUCAGGUUAG